Molecule: messenger RNA, 636 nt
Organism: Aspergillus costaricaensis CBS 115574
Lineage: Eukaryota; Fungi; Ascomycota; Eurotiomycetes; Eurotiales; Aspergillaceae
Exons: 2
Coding region: 1-636 (211 amino acids)
Source: RefSeq, a predicted model, not a curated record
AUGGCCAAUCACGCCAAUAGAAGACGAGGAAACCGCAGACAACAGGAGGAGCCCUGCCAGCCAAGUCUGUAUGGUGAUCCGUCGACUAUGCGUCAGAGCACCUUUGGUCCUGAGCUCCCUGCCGUUGCUAGUGCACCUGUGCAUAACACUUUCUGCCCUAAUCUGCCUCAGGCAAACCAUCUCGCCAUGCGACUGGAUCACCAUCAGAAGGAAGUGGAGAAUUGGAACAGAAUGCAAAUGGAACAGUUCCGUUUCCCAGGCCCUCAGCCGAUGUAUGAAGCACCUGGUCUAGCUCCUAAUGGACCUCCACUCAGCCCUGAAACUCGUGCUAUGUCACCAAUGUACACCAUGCCACCAAUGCACUACGCACCCUACGCUUUGCCUGCAACUGGGCCCCUGAUUGUGGGAUCAGUGCAGCCCGGAAUCUCUGGAGAAGGUGAAAGAUUUCAGGGCCUCAAUGCAGGGGCGAGCGGGAACACCAGAAACUGCUACCCCAGCUCUACUCUUCGUGGAGAUGCACCUGAGUUCGUCCCGAAAGCAAAACGCCAAGUGAACGAGGCCCAGCGUUUGGUCCCAAAUGCCAAUACCGUAUUCAUUGUCAGUAGCACCGGUCAACACAUGAUGCGAGGACGGUGA